AUGAACGACCUCUUGGCUACCCCUCCCCUAACUCCCUCUCCCUCCCUCGUGACCGUCGCAACCACUCCCGGCCUCUCGCGCAGUGGGACGUACCUUGUCAAGGUUCAUGGUCGCACGACACAUUCGCGCACCGAGUUCCCACGAGCGAAUCCUCCCGCUUCGCCCACCAAAGCGCGCAAAAACCAAGUGUCCUCUACACCAGAGCCCGCGGAGCGUGACACGUCCGACGAUGAGGACUAUGUGGAUCCUGAGCAGCAGCCUCGUCUCAAGGCCGUCAACUUCACGCCGAAAGACACGUCCAGGUUGUGCAAACUGCGGAGGGACCCUUCCGUCGCUAGCCUCCUAGAUCUCUACGACGACCAUGGGUGUCUUGACUCGAAUGCAUUCGCUAACUCACCACCCUCACCAGCGCCUAUUCAUGAUGUAUCUGAGGGCCGCGAGCCUAGGCCGCGUACAGGAUCCACUCUCCGGCAGCUGCUCGGUGAACCUGCCUUCGCAGUUAACAACACUACUGAAGGCGAUAUUUCUUGGGCCGAACGAUUCUUGGAGUAUGUUUAUAUCGUUGGCUUCAAUCAUGGCCAUCUGAGCUGA
Messenger RNA from Dichomitus squalens LYAD-421 SS1, 591 nucleotides. RefSeq lists its product as uncharacterized. The coding region runs from base 1 to 591 and encodes 196 amino acids. The record is from RefSeq and is a predicted model, not a curated record. The transcript has a single exon. NCBI's taxonomy places the organism in Eukaryota, Fungi, Basidiomycota, Agaricomycetes, Polyporales, Polyporaceae.